Rotaria socialis is the source of this 981-nucleotide messenger RNA. NCBI's taxonomy places the organism in Eukaryota, Metazoa, Rotifera, Eurotatoria, Philodinida, Philodinidae. The record is from the annotation of a GenBank genome assembly.
AUGCAAAACAAAUGUGAAAUAAUGUCUAGCAGUCCAGCACAAAAAAUACAGGAGACAACCAAUAAUAAAGAUGUGGUUGGAUCUAGCCAUAGUUUGGUUUCUUCGCCAUCAAAAUUUGAAACUAAACUCAUGUCUCCAUUUUGUAUAUCGACUGAAGAUGAUCCAAUAAUUUUACUUAACAUCGGCGGUGUGAAUUUGUCAACAAAACAAUCAACAUUAACAUGCAUUCCAAAUACAGUUCUUGCUCUAGCUUGUACCGAUUCCUGGUCAGAAAAAAUGACACGUGACAAUGAUGGACGUUUAUUUUUUGAUCUCGAUCCAAAUUUAUUUCAGCAUUUACUUAAUCAAUUACGUGAAUGGUCACCAAAACGUAAAGUAUUCGAAUUGCCACGUAAUGAAUUCGAUCGACAAAGAUUUUGUUCAUUAUGUUACCAAUUAAAUUUUCAUCGAGACUUAGUUGACGGUAUAAGUCGACACGAGAAAUUUAAUAAAACAUUUGGACAUAUUCUACUUCAUGAAAAAAGUUCUCUUGCGAUACAUGCUAGCAGUUAUCGGCAUGCUGAAUGUCGAGGUAUGAAUGUUUAUUCAACGGGUAUUAAUCGAAUAAUAUUAACAUUAAAACAUGAUUCUAUCGAGAAAUAUAGUACAUUUAUUGGCAUUAUAUGGUCAACAAGCCCGAUGCAAGAAAAAUCAUUUGAAUCAUCGACAGCUUAUGGUUGGGCAGGAGAAAAACAAGUAUUUUUAAAAGGCCUACCAUCAUGUGUCGAAGGCUACGGUGGCUAUGAUUCGGAUAUAUGUACAAACGAUACAAUUGAAUUAACACUUAAUUGUCAAUUAGGUGUUAUCUCGAUGUUUAAUUAUCGAACUAAAAAAAUUUAUCAAAUAAUAAUUGAUACUCGUGAAGGCUGUCCAUUCCCUUGGCAAUUGCAUAUUAAUUUAUUUGCACCUGGUGAUCGAGUGAAAAUAAUUAAUCCGACAUAG